This is a messenger RNA of Prorocentrum cordatum, 399 nucleotides long. The record is from the annotation of a GenBank genome assembly. NCBI's taxonomy places the organism in Eukaryota, Dinophyceae, Prorocentrales, Prorocentraceae.
AUGCUCCUCCGGCCGACAAUGAUCGCGACGCGUGCCAUUGGAACGGAAAGAAUCGGCUACAGAGACGGCGACAAUCGCCUGCCACUGAUCAGCGGGCGACAUGCCGCGCGAAGAUGCGCGGUGGCAUUAAUAGUCAUGCCGCUCCUGAGCAUGUUCUGCACAUCGAGCGGCGCCAGCGGCGUUCAGACUUGGCGACGCUGCGCAGCGCCGAGCAGCCUGAUACAGCGAGCCUGGCUGCCAUGCAAAGCAUGCGGUUCGCCUUCCGGCUGGCCAGAGCAGCAGCAGCAGGACAGAGACCACCUAGAGAUGGCCUGCGGGCGGAUCACCAGCCACUGCAUGGACCCGUCUCGUACCAGCAGGAGCCUGCAGCAGUCCGGCCUUGGCUGCAGGAGCCUUUGA